GCUUGUCAUAUUUAGCACCUUUCAAUUUCACAGUCCGGCAACCUAGAGCAGAAACAAAAAGUCAUCUUCUCUGGCGGCGUUUAGCAUUUUGCAAAAUUUUCAUUCCCAGCUAAAGUAAUUAAAUUGAACAAGAUCCGAAGGCACCAUGUCAAUUUUAGCUUAUAACGGAGGAUGUGUUGUGGCGAUGCGCGGCAAGGACUGUGUGGCCAUCGCCACGGAUCACCGUUUUGGAGUGCAGGCCCAGACCAUCUCGACGGACUUCAAGAAGGUGUUCCACAUCGCCCCUCGUAUGUUUCUGGGACUCACAGGCCUCCAAACAGAUAUCCUCACUGUUCGCGAUCGCCUGAUGUUCCGCAAGAAUCUGUAUGAGACGCGCGAAAAUCGCGAGAUGGCCCCCAAACCCUUCUCAGCCAUGUUGUCCAGCUUCCUAUACGAGCACCGUUUUGGCCCGUAUUUCAUUGAACCAGUGGUGGCAGGUCUGGAUCCACAUACCCUCAAGCCCUUCAUAUGCAACAUGGAUUUGAUUGGUUGCCCCAACGAACCUGUUGACUUUGUGGUAGCCGGCACCUGUGCGGAGCAGUUGUACGGCAUGUGCGAGACCCUCUGGAGGCCAGACUUGGAGCCUGACCAGCUGUUCGAGGUGAUCGCCCAGUCUAUGAUGAAUGCUUUCGACCGCGACGCUAUGAGCGGUUGGGGCGCCACGGUCUACAUCAUUGAGAAGGACAAGAUUACGGAGCGCUCACUGAAGACCCGCAUGGACUAGAUGAUGUUAAGAGUUCUCUUGGUGAUUUUGCAAACAAUUUUAAGAGAAAUAUACAUAUAUACAAAUAAAAUUUGUUUAGGUACAAACUAA
Drosophila ananassae is the source of this 853-nucleotide messenger RNA. RefSeq names its product proteasome subunit beta type-3 (gene Prosbeta3). Gene Ontology annotation, biological process: proteasome-mediated ubiquitin-dependent protein catabolic process. Gene Ontology annotation, cellular component: proteasome core complex; proteasome core complex, beta-subunit complex. NCBI's taxonomy places the organism in Eukaryota, Metazoa, Arthropoda, Insecta, Diptera, Drosophilidae. Bases 146 to 763 code for a protein of 205 amino acids. The record is from RefSeq and is a predicted model, not a curated record. The transcript has a single exon.